CCUAUGCACUAUCGUCAUUAAUACCCAACCUAAGCUCCCUGUAUUCUUUCCUCUUCAUGGUCUUUUUUCUUUCUCUGAUCUUUCAAAUUAAAGAGAAAGAAAAAAAAAACAGAGGAAACGAUUUAGACCUUCAAUAUUUCUAAACAGGAAUUUGGUAUAUUUAAGUUGAAAAAUUAGUAUGUCUAAAUCUGGAGAUACAGAGAUAAAGUUGUUUGGGAAGACAAUUACAUCUCUCUUCGCUGUAAAUCAUUAUGAUCCGUCGUCUUUGUCCACUGUUCACGGUGAUUCCGACCAGAGCAAGGGGGCUUCUUCGUCUUCCUCUUCUUCUUCUCCCACGAUUGGACCAGACAGGGUUCCAGCUAAGAAAAUUGAGCAAGACACUAGCAGAUUCAAAGAUCCUUACUACAUAUUAUCCGAUCUUAACGAACACCCAAAAGCAGCAUCUGAGAUUUCAUCACCAAGAAGCUCCAAGACCAACGGCGAUCAACAGAGCGAGAUCACAACAAGUACAUCAGAAGAUAAACCAACAACUCUCAAGAAACCGGACAAGAUUCUUCCGUGCCCGAGAUGCGAAAGCGCAAACACCAAAUUCUGUUACUACAACAACUACAACGUGAACCAGCCACGCUACUUCUGCAGGAACUGUCAGAGGUACUGGACAGCUGGUGGAUCCAUGAGAAACGUUCCCGUGGGCUCAGGUCGACGCAAGAACAAAGGAUGGGCUUCUUCAAACCAUUACUUGCAGGUCACUUCUGAAGAUUAUGAGAACAGCAACAAUAACAACAAUAACUCUGGAACGAUCCUCAGUUUCGGUUCUUCAGAAUCUUCGGUUACCGAGAUUGGUAAGCAUCAGUCAGGAGAUACAAAGAUAACCGCUGAUUCACCUUCUCAAGAACAUAGAACCCACCAGGGGUUUCUUCCUCCGCAAGUAAUGUUUCCUAGUAAUUCUUCUCCUUGGCCUUACCAAUGGAGUCCAACGGGUCCUAAUGCUAAUUUCUACCCUAUCCCUUUCUAUUGGGGCUGCACGGUUCCUAUAUGGCCUACCUCAGAGACUUCACCAUGUUUAGGGAAACGAUCAAGGGACCAAACUGAAGAUGCUACUGAUCUAACAAGAGCAAGAUUGGUUUCAGAAGCUCUUAGAGUUAAUACCAAACCAAUUAACCAAGCUGCUACGAGCGUGGUGUGGUCUAAGUUGCCGACAAAACCCGAGAAAAAAACGGAAGGAUUCAGUUUGUUCAAUGGUUUUGAAACAAAGGGUAUCAACAGAAGAAGCUUGGUCCCUGAAACGUCUCUCAAUCUACAAGCAAACCCUGCAGCGAUGUCUAGAUCUAUGAACUUCAGGGAGAGCACACAACAAUAAUCAAAACACUGAUAUAGUCAUAUAGAAUAUAUACGUAUAUAUAAUAUAUUCAUGAACUGAGAGAUUUGAUAUUUUAGCUAAUUGUUACCUUGUGAAAGAAGGGAAAAGCUGUGUAGAUAUUUUGUUGUUGUUCGAACUAAGAGACUAGAUAUAUAAGUAGUGCUGUGUUGUACACAAAUAGAAAUAUUUUUUGAGAGUUGUAGAUAUUUCUCUCCAUUGUGCGAUGAAGUUGCAACAUAUAUAAACUCUUAGAUUAA
Molecule: messenger RNA, 1617 nt
Organism: Eutrema salsugineum
Lineage: Eukaryota; Viridiplantae; Streptophyta; Magnoliopsida; Brassicales; Brassicaceae
Product: cyclic dof factor 5
Exons: 2
Coding region: 179-1360 (393 amino acids)
Biological process (GO): regulation of DNA-templated transcription
Molecular function (GO): DNA binding; DNA-binding transcription factor activity
Source: RefSeq, a predicted model, not a curated record